Boleophthalmus pectinirostris (great blue-spotted mudskipper) is the source of this 5133-nucleotide messenger RNA. It is a transcript of the gene top2a, whose product is annotated as DNA topoisomerase II alpha. Gene Ontology annotation, cellular component: nucleus. The record is from RefSeq and is a predicted model, not a curated record. The transcript is spliced from 35 exons. Gene Ontology annotation, biological process: DNA topological change; sister chromatid segregation; resolution of meiotic recombination intermediates. Lineage: Eukaryota; Metazoa; Chordata; Actinopteri; Gobiiformes; Gobiidae. Gene Ontology annotation, molecular function: DNA binding; DNA topoisomerase type II (double strand cut, ATP-hydrolyzing) activity; ATP binding. The coding region runs from base 147 to 4892 and encodes 1581 amino acids.
UGAAUUUUUAAAACACUGGUGAGAGGAGCUGGUCCUGUUCGCGACUGUUCAGCUUUCAAAGAGUUUACGUUAGGUGUCUAAAACCUUCAUUGACUUUACGAUAUAAAUACUUUUUCGUUAGGCAAAGUUCUCAGUGCACAAAAAACAUGGCAGAGCCACUAAAGUCCCUGUUUGAAAACAAGCCAGUGGAAAAGACAAAGAAGGACCCAAAACGGUUGUCUGUGGAGAGGAUCUAUCAGAAGAAAACUCAGCUGGAGCACAUUUUGCUUAGACCAGACUCCUACAUUGGCUCUGUUGAGCCUGUUACACAGCAAAUGUGGGUCUAUGAUGAGGAUGUGGGAUUGAACUGUCGUGAUAUAACAUUUGUCCCUGGUCUUUACAAAAUCUUUGAUGAAAUUCUUGUAAAUGCUGCUGACAAUAAGCAGAGGGAUUCGAGCAUGUCAUGUAUCAAAGUCAACAUUGAUGUUGAAAACAACACCAUCAGUGUUUGGAAUAAUGGAAAGGGUAUACCUGUCGUGGAGCAUAAAGUUGAAAAAGUGUAUGUGCCUGCUCUCAUUUUUGGGCAGCUCCUCACCUCCAGCAACUACAAUGACGACCAGAAGAAAGUCACAGGUGGACGUAACGGUUAUGGAGCCAAGCUUUGCAACAUCUUUAGUACCAAGUUCACUGUGCAGACUGCAUGUAAAGAAUCGGGCAAGGCUUUUAAGCAGACCUGGUAUGACAACAUGGGCAGGGCUGGGGAUGUCAGCAUCAAACCCUUUAGUGGAGAAGAUCACACUUGCAUCACCUUCAAACCAGAUCUGCCCAAGUUCAAGAUGACCAUUUUGGACAAGGACACUGUUGCUCUGAUGACUCGCAGGGCUUAUGAUAUUGCUGGCUCCACUAAAGGGGUCCGUGUGUUCCUUAAUGGGAAUCGGCUGCCAAUUGUGGAUUUCCGCAGUUAUGUGGACUUGUAUUUGAAGGACAAAGUGAAUGAGGUGGGAGAGCCCCUUAAAGUAAUCCAUGAAGCUGUCAAUGGGCGUUGGGAGGUCUGCCUUACCAUGAGUGAAAAGGGUUUCCAACAAGUCAGCUUUGUCAACAGCAUUGCUACAACAAAGGGUGGAAGACAUGUUGACUAUGUCGCUGACCAGGUCAUUUCAAAGCUCAUAGAUGUGGUCAAGAAGAAAAACAAAGCUGGAGUUAUUGUCAAGCCAUUUCAGGUGAAGAACCACAUGUGGCUCUUUGUGAACUGUCUGAUUGAGAAUCCAACCUUUGACUCUCAGACCAAAGAAAACAUGACUCUGCAGCAGAAAAGCUUUGGCUCUACCUGCCCCCUCACUGAAAAAUUUAUCAAACAGGCUAUCACCUGUGGCAUUGUGGAAAGUGUUAUGAACUGGGUCAGAUUUAAGGCUCAGACACAGCUCAACAAGAAAUGCUCUGCUGUCAAACACACAAAAAUCAAAGGGGUACCGAAACUGGAUGAUGCCAAUGAUGCGGGAGGAAAGAAUUCCAUUGGCUGUACUCUUAUCCUCACUGAGGGAGACUCGGCCAAAACACUGGCUGUGUCUGGUCUUGGUGUAAUUGGUAGGGACCGCUAUGGUGUCUUCCCUCUCAGAGGAAAAAUGCUCAAUGUUCGAGAAGCCUCUCAUAAACAGAUAAUGGAGAAUGCUGAGAUCAACAAUAUCAUAAAAAUUCUUGGACUGCAGUACAAGAAAAACUACACUGACCCUGAAUCUCUGAAGACCUUGCGGUAUGGCAAGCUCAUGAUUAUGACAGAUCAGGAUCAAGAUGGCUCCCACAUUAAAGGCCUACUCAUCAACUUCAUUCACCACAACUGGCCUUCACUGCUGCGUCACAACUUUCUGGAAGAGUUCAUAACUCCCAUUAUCAAGGCAUCCCACAAGAAAACACAGCUGUCCUUUUACAGUAUUCCAGAGUUCAAUGAAUGGAAAGAAAGCCAGGCAAACAUCAAAUCUUGGAAAAUCAAAUACUACAAAGGUUUGGGUACUAGCACAUCACAGGAGGCCAAGGAAUACUUCUCCGAUAUGCAUAGACAUCGCAUUCCAUUUAAAUACUCUGGGCCUGAGGAUGAUGAAGCUAUUACACUUGCCUUUAGCAAGAAAAAAUGUGAUGAGCGUAAAGAAUGGCUUACAAAGUUCAUGACUGACAGGCGACAGCGCCGAGAGCACAACUUGCCAGAGGACUACCUGUAUGGUCAGGCCACCAAAUCUCUUUCCUACAACGACUUUGUCAACAAAGAACUUGUCCUUUUCUCCAACUCUGACAAUGAAAGGUCUAUUCCUUGCCUUGUGGAUGGCCUCAAACCUGGCCAGAGGAAGGUGAUGUUCUGUUGCUUCAAGAGGAAUGACAAACGUGAGGUCAAGGUGGCACAGUUGGCUGGUUCUGUGGCAGAGAUGUCUGCAUACCAUCAUGGAGAGGGCUCCCUGAUGAUGACCAUUGUUGGUUUGGCUCAGAAUUUUGUUGGCAGCAACAACUUGAAUCUUUUGCAGCCUCUUGGUCAGUUUGGUACUCGGCUGCAUGGUGGCAAAGACUCUGCCAGCCCUCGAUAUAUUUUCACUAUGCUCAGUCCUCUGGCUCGCCUUGUUUUCCCUCAAAUGGAUGACAACUUGUUGAAGUACAACUAUGAUGAUAACCAGCGUGUUGAGCCCGAGUGGUACAUUCCCAUCAUCCCCACAGUGCUGGUGAAUGGAUCAGACGGCAUUGGCACAGGGUGGGCCAGCAAGAUCCCCAACUAUGACAUCCGAGAGAUCAUCACCAACAUCUACCGCAUGCUGAAUGGAGAGGAGCCCCAGCCCAUGCUCCCAAGCUACAAAGGCUUCAGGGGCACAAUAGAUCAGGUCAUGGAUAACAGUUACUUGAACAGUGGAGAAGUCUCUAUCAUUGACUCAGAGACCAUUGAGAUCUCUGAAUUACCCAUCAAAAUAUGGACACAGACCUACAAGGAGAAUGUACUGGAGCCAAUGUUAAAUGGCACAGAAAAGGUCCCUGCUCUGAUCACAGACUACAAGGACUACCACACAGACACCACAGUGCGUUUUGUGGUGAAGAUGACCCCAGAGAAACUGAGGGAGGCUGAAGCUGCAGGACUUCAUAAAGUCUUUAAGCUACAAAACAGCCUCACCUGUAACUCCAUGGUCCUGUUUGACCAUGUGGGCAGUCUGAAGAAAUACGAGACAGUACAAGAAAUAAUGAAGGAUUUCUUUGAGUUGAGAAUGAAGUACUAUGUGCUCAGGAAAGACUGGAUGACAGGCAUGCUGAAAGCAGAGAACUCAAAGCUCAGCAACCAGGCCCGCUUCAUCCUAGAGAAGAUCCAAGGGACCUUGGUUAUCGAAAACAAGCCAAAGAAGGAGUUGAUCCGAAUGCUACAGGAGAUGGGCUACGAUUCUGACCCAGUUAAAGCCUGGAAACAAGCACAAGAGAAGAAUGAAGAGGAGAUGGAAGAAGAUGGAGAUGAGGAGAAGGAGAAAGAAGACACAACUGGGCCAGAUUACAACUACCUUCUGUCUAUGCCUAUGUGGUACUUGACCAAAGAAAAGAAGGAUGAGCUCUGCAAACAAAGGGAUGCCAAGUGCGCAGAGCUGAACACGCUAAAGAACAAGUCUCCAUCUGAUCUAUGGAGAGAAGAUCUUGCUGCUUUCUCUGAAGAAUUAGAGCGCAUUGAAGCCAAAGAGAAGGAAGAAGCUGCUGCACCUGCAAAGGGAGCAAAAGGCAAAUUGAUGAAAGUCAAAAAGGAGACUCUUCCUACCCCCCAAGGCCGACGUGUGAUUCCCCGGGUCACCAGCACAAUGAAGGCUGAGGCCCACAAAAAGAAAGGAGUGGGCAAGAGAGUCAAGGGUGAAGAUAUAGUGAUGAAAAUGGAAUUUGGGGAUGAUGGAGAGCCAAUAGAAGUACCCACAGAGAGUGGCCUUGUAGUACCCCCCACUAAGAAAGCAAGGGCCCCCAAAAAGCCCAAAGUGGCGGAUGGAGAUCCUGUAGAGGUGUCUGAGGAGAUGGGACUUGCAGCACGACUAACGAAGAAAACCAAAACUACAACUAAGGAGAAGGCCCAAUCAAAGACUGGAAAACAAACCACUCUUUCCUUUAAACCUGCGGAAAAUAAACUGAAGAAAAAUAAGUGGUCAGAUGAUGAGGGAGAAUCUGAGGACUCCAUGGAAACCAAAGAACCAGCAGCCUCAAGAGAAAGAGUUGUACGCAAAGCUAAAGCUGCGGUCAAGUACAGCAUGUCCAGCGAUGAGGAUAGUGAGGAUGAUUUUGAUGACUGGGGAAAGACAAACAAAACAAGCAAAAAAAUGGGAAUGAGUGAUGAUGACAGCUUUGCACCGGAUUUUAGCCUUAACAAAAGCGAUAUGGACUCUCCUGUACGCAAACCAGCUGCUAAGAAACCUGCAAAGAGCAAGAUGGCUAAAACAACAGAGGUCAAAGUCAAUUCUUCUGACGGUCAAGAGGCUCCAUCCAAACCAGUGGCUCAACCUAAAGCAAAGACGGCUGCAGCAAAGAAACCUGCUGGGGCCAAGAAAGCUCCUGCACCCAAGAAGAAGACACUAGGAGACGCAAAGCAGCCCUCCAUCUUGGAUGCCCUCUCAAAACCCAAAGCUACGUCCAAGAUGACAGACAAGAAAGUGCCUUCAUUCAAUUCCAGUGACUCUGAGGCUGAAGUGAAAGCACCUGCUCCGAAGGACAAGGUACUCAAACGCAAGCAGGCAAUGAGCGAUGACUCAGACAGUGAAUCGGACAACCUCAUGGUGCGACUCAAAGCUAAAAACACAGCUGGAAACAAGAAAACAAAAAAGUGGGAGGAUGAUGAGAGUUUUGAGGCAGAACCACCAGUACAAGUGAAAUCCUCUCGAACUAAGAAAACAAAUUACGUCCUGGAUUCAGACUCUGAUGAAUAAUCUCACUGGUUACAAUGUAGACAACAGAUUCUUCACCAUUUUAUAUAUAUUUUUAAAAUAUGGUUUACUCUACUCUAACUUGUUGCACAAAUAGACUGUAUUCAAAAUAUAGAAUUGUAAAUAUUUUCUCAUGAAGUUAUUAGUAGUUUUAAAUACUUGUGCGUUAAAUUGUUUGUCUUGUACAUAUUUUUAUGGCUGUUCAUUUAAUUAAUAAAGCUAACACUGUUUCAUCACAAAUGUA